AUGACCAAGACCCUAUACAUUCCAGAAGAAGAAGCCCAGGAACUUCGCGAGAAGCACUACAACGCUGAGAUUUCUAGCGUCAAGCGAAUUCACGAUGACCUGUGGUUGUUUCGCGUUCGACCCGACGAACCGAUGGAAGAGUUCGAUCCGGGUCAGUACACCUCCCUGGGUUUGGGCCAUUGGGAACCACGUUUGGAAGGGACGCAAGCCGAAGACAUCAAAGACAAGCUGCACCGUAAGGUGGUCAAACGGGCCUACUCGAUCAGUUGCCCCAUGCUGGACGAAAACAUGCAGCUCGUUCAGGCCUAUGGUCAGGACAGUCUGGAAUUCUAUAUCGUCUUGGUGCGCGAGAAUGAAGGCGACGCUCCGGCGCUGACCCCACGGCUGUUUACCCUUGGCGAAGGUGACCGACUCUGGAUCGGCCGCAAGGUGACAGGCCACUACAACCUGGCCCCGGUAUCACCCGACGACAACGUAAUCUUCGUCGCCACUGGCACCGGCGAGGCCCCUCAUAAUGCGAUGGUGGCCGAACUGCUGGCCAACGGGCACAAAGGCCGGCUGAUCUCACUCGUCUGCGUGCGGAAGAAACAAGAUCUCGGCUACUACGAGACACAUCAAACCCUAGAGAAGCAGUUUUCCCAGUAUCGUUUCGUCCCGCUCACCACGCGUGAGCCCGAGAACUUGGACCCGUCGCUGCCCAAUUACGUGGGCAAGGUUUACGUUCAGCAGUUCUUCGAGACCGGUCAAUUUGAAGAGCAAUUGGAUUGCCCGUUGGACCCAGCGAAAACGCAUGUCUAUCUGUGCGGCAAUCCGUCCAUGAUCAGCGCGCCCCUGAAAGGCAAGCACGCGACUGGCGACGGACCGACCUUCCCCGAAGAGCGAGGAAUGUUGCUUCCCGCCCCGGUUUCCACGGUAAUUCUUCCUCCGCUGGCCCCACUCUCUGGAAUGAUUGCAAUGCAGAGCUGCCCUCUUCGUCUGUCAUUACAGCACGCCUUGUUGGCGUCUUUUGUAGUUUUCAAUCUGACAUCGCACGCUUUCAGCGAGAACUGGCCAUCGUGGCGCGGUCCGAAAGAGGAUGGGACAAGUCUCGAGACCGAUCUGCCAACCUCCUGGAGCACAACGGAGAAUGUCGCCUGGAAGGCGCCUCUGCCCGGGCCAGCAGGUGCUACGCCGGUGGUGUGGGACGAUCGCAUCUUCCUCACUUCAGUGGGCGACGAAGGCGAGUUGCUCAUCAUGUGCUUCGACACCGAUGGAAAGCCGCUUUGGCAAGACACCAUGGCCGAUGGCAAUAAGGAUGUCCGCGGUGAUGAAGGCAACUCCGCAUCGCCAUCCCCUUGCACUGAUGGAGAGCAUGUUUGGGCCAUGAUGGGAACUGGCCACUUGGCCUGCUACGACUUCGAUGGAAAUGUGGUCUGGAAGCAGUUUCUUCCCGACCGCUUUGGUGAUUUCGAUAUUCAGUUUGGCAUGACUUCCACGCCACUGCUGCACGGCGACAAGCUGUACCUGCAACUCAUCCAUAGCGGUGGGGCUCGCAUUGUCGCGUUGGACAAACUCACCGGAGAAACAGCUUGGGAACACACCCGAGAGAGCGACGCUUACGCCGAGUGCGAACACUCGUACGCUUCUCCGGUUUUGUAUCACGACGAUGAGCGCACCUACCUGCUGUCGCAUGGUGCCGAUUACGUUGUGGCUCACAGUUUGGAAGACGGUAGCGAGAUUUGGCGGUGCGGAGGCCUGAACCCGCGUGGCAAUUACAACCCAACGCUCCGCUUUGUGGCCUCCCCGGUAGCGGUCGAAGGCCUGAUCGUGGUGCCUUCGGCCAAGAAUGGCCCCGUGUUGGGGCUCGAUCCUGCUUCCAAGGGCGAUGUAAGCGAAGAUGCCGCGGCCCAUCGCUGGACUCGGGACGACAACACGCCCGAUGUACCUUCACCGCUUGUCCACGACGGCCUGGUCUACCUUUGUCGUGAAAACGGCGACUUGAUUUGCCUUAAUGCCCAAACUGGUGAGGAACUGUAUUACGAGCGAACCCACCGUCAGCGACAUCGUGCAUCACCCGUUUAUGCCGACGGAAAGGUGUACCUGAUCUCACGCGACGGCGUUGUUUCAGUGAUUAAGGCUGGCAAAGAGUUCGAGAUUCUGGCUCAGAACAAGAUGGGCGAGUCGAUUUCCGCCUCGCCGGUCAUUUCCAACGGUCGCAUUUACCUCCGCGGCUUCGAAAACCUGUACUGCAUUGAAGAGAACUAG
Cladocopium goreaui is the source of this 2244-nucleotide messenger RNA. The record is from the annotation of a GenBank genome assembly. NCBI's taxonomy places the organism in Eukaryota, Dinophyceae, Suessiales, Symbiodiniaceae.